AGAGGAAAGCGGCCUCGUACCACGCGUUGUGUUUCCGAGCGCGCGCGUUGAUGACGCCAUGACGGCCGCGCCAGGCCAGAACCCCCUGUGGGCUUGGGCUGGACCCGGCGCCCUCCCGGCCGCGGGCUGAGCUUCUUGGGAUGUUGCAAUGGUUGGAAUUGUUCCAGACAUGGUUGCUGUGGUGCUAUCCCGGGAGACCAUUUUGAUGGAGGACUAGUACCAUUUAGUGAUGGGCUGUGGGACCAGUAAAGUACUUCCUGAGCCUCCCAAGGAUGUUCAUUUGGAUCUUGUUAAAAAGGUCGAGCCCUACACUGGUUAUAAAACUGACAUAUAUAAACUUUUCAUCAAAGGUGAUGGCGAUGCCAUCAAGUCUGCUAUUCCUUCCCCUCCGUGUCACACCAAUCCGUAUGUGGAACAGCAGGAGCCCCGUAAGAACAGAGUGGCCAAGUACCGUGCCAAAUUUGAUCCCAGAGUGACAGCCAAGUAUGACAUCAAAGCUCUGAUUGGCCGAGGUAGCUUUAGUCGCGUAGUACGCGUGGAGCACAAAGCUACCAAGCAACCUUAUGCCAUCAAGCUGAUAGAGACCAAAUACCGCGAGGGGAGAGAAGUAUGCGAAUCGGAGCUGUGUGUGCUACGCCGAGUGCGGCACACCAACAUCAUCCAGCUCAUCGAAGUUUUUGAGACUCAGGAGCGUGUCUACAUGGUGAUGGAGCUGGCCACAGGAGGUGAGUUGUUCGACCGUAUCAUUGCGAAAGGCUCUUUCACAGAGAGAGAUGCCACCCGAGUGCUACAGAUGGUGUUGGAUGGGGUUAAAUACUUGCAUACGUUGGGCAUAACUCAUAGAGACUUGAAGCCAGAGAACUUGCUGUAUUAUCACCCAGGGAUGGACUCUAAAAUCAUGAUCACGGAUUUCGGGCUAGCGAGUGCUCGAAAGAAAGGAGAUGACUGCUUAAUGAAGACUACCUGUGGGACCCCAGAGUACAUUGCUCCAGAGAUCUUGAUCAGGAAGCCUUACACUAACUCUGUGGACAUGUGGGCGCUUGGGGUGAUCUCGUACAUCCUGCUAAGUGGGACGAUGCCUUUUGAGGAUGAUAAUCGCACACGCUUGUAUCGGCAAAUUCUCAAAGGAAAAUACAGUUACUCGGGGGAGCCCUGGCCCAGCGUGUCCAAUCUUGCUAAAGAUUUCAUUGACCGCCUGCUCACGGUGGAUCCCGGCGACCGGCUGACAGCACUUCAAGCCUUAAAGCAUCCCUGGGUGGUAAGCAUGGCGGCCUCGUCUUCCAUGAAGAACCUGCACCGCUCCAUCUCUCAGAACCUCCUCAAGAGGGCGUCGUCUCGUUGCCAAAGCACCAAAUCAGCUCAGUCCACCCGCUCCAGCCGUUCCACCAAAUCCAACAAGUCUCGCCGGGUGCGGGAGAGGGAAUUGCGAGAACUGAAUUUGCGGUAUCAGCAACAGUACAAUGGCUGACAGCUCAACAAGAGACCAUUUCACUUCCUUCUUUUCGUCCCUGGGGCGCGUUCCGCAGGAUGCCCACCCAGUGCUCCAACUGCCUUAUUUCUUCUCUGGAAGCUCAGUCUUUGUGUCUGUCUUUCUGUUUUGAAAGCAAUGGAUAUCUUGGGACAUUGGCGCCUUUGAGAAAAUGCAGUACCUCUGCCAUGGUGGGAAAUGAGGAAUGUCUGUUUUUGACCUUCCCGGGGUCAAGUCCUGAUCUGAUGGUCUGAAAUACUGGAAACCCAUGAAAGGGAGAAUCCUUACUCAGUUUAAAAUCUUCGCUACCACUGCUUAUUUAAUGCCAAAAGUCCAUUGUUGUUGGCACAGUGUCUGAUGGUUGAGAGAAUUAGAAGGCGAUCCUCUGCCCACUUACCUGGAAAUAAGCUUGAUUAAAUUAAUGGGGCUGACUUCUGCAUAGAUGCGUAUAGGAAUACACACUAGGCUCACGCUUAAGAUCUGGAAUCACCUGGAGCUCGAGGCACUUCCAGGAGUGCACAAAGGGAUGAUCAAUUUUCUUUACCAGUGUGACCUCUUGGACUAUGCUAAACUUUUUUUUCCUAGAGAUUCUAGUAACAUUUAAAGUUUGGGGGGGGGGAUGUUCUCUAGAUCUGGGCCAACAUUUAGCUGGAAAUGGCUUGGGAUGAGCUUUGUUCUUCCUUCUUGCCUCUUAUGUAUUAGUGGCAUUGCUUUGAUCUUCAUUUUGGGUGGUUUUUUUCCCCACUUAAUGCUGGGAUGAAUUGUUAUAAUCCUUGUUAUCAUUCCAAGUCAGCCAUAGCUGCAGGAUGUGGAUCAGCAUUCCACAUUCCCAGAGACUGCAAGAACCUUAACAACUUUGUCUUCCAACAUCAUAUGCUACCAGUAGAUGUCCUAUUACAAUGACAGAAUGAGCAGUAGAAAACUCUCAUCAAAUGUUGUGGUCGAAGUUUGACUGUUGUGCCUGCCUAUAGAAUGUGCAGAGAAUACAGCUUAGACUCAUUAACUUACAUAGUUUAAUGAGAUCCACAAAUAUUCUACACUGCACAGACCCCCAAGGAUUAACCCACUUAAAAAAAAAAAAUUCUACAGUUGCAAACAAAGAGUCUGAAACCAAAACCAGUAAUCUACCGUAGCCAUGUUUUAAAUAAAACCAGGUGAAGCAAUGCAAAUGAUUAUAACAAGAAGAUUUGCACAUUUAUCAAAAUGUAUCUUCAAAAUCAUUAACCAACUUGAAGGAAAGUUGCAUUCUUCGAUCCUUGUUUAAGCCUGAUAUGCAGCCAAAUGGAACUUUGACGAUAGCAUCAAUCCUUUAAUUUCAAAUGGCGUGGAGAAUCUGGUUUUAAUGGGUCCAUAUAGACAGUGCAUCAACCUGCACGUACAAAACUAGCACAUCAGGGAACAGAGGCACCAGAUCUUUAUUAGCAAAAAGAUUUGCAGGCUGUGGGAAUGGAUUCAGAGUGGCACCCCCUGCCUGCAUGGUGAAGUGGUCCAAUUAAUUCUGCGACCUCGUUCUGCAGCAUAGGAAGACUCCCCUGUGAAGCAAAGGCUGGCAAAAGACCAUCUGGAGUUUCCCAAGUAGUUGAACCUAGCUUUGAAAAUAACCAUCCAGAGAUGCUUUUAAUCCUCUACGUCAGCCCAAGUGGCGUUUAGUUGAUCUUUUUGUCCUCUUGAUCUUUUUUCUCUCCUUUUCCAGGUUAGAAUUGUGGCCAAGACAGCUAAAAAGUGCUUUUUUAUCAAGAAACCAAGUCUUUAUACCCUCUGGCAGCUCCUGUUUUGCAACCAACACAGAUUUCUUUAAUGAUCAUUAACUGGCGGUUUAAAGUUUAGCAUUUUCAUCAGUCUUGCUAUUCAAGGGAUUUUAUCACGUUGGGCAGUUAAAUGCCGCUGGAUUUUAUGAGCGUUAUGAGCCUAAAGAUACCGUAAAUGCCGGCGUAUAAGACGACUUCCGCGAGCACUGAAAUCGGCACCAAAGACGGGGGUCGUCUUAUACGCCGGAAAUACUGGUAGUUUCCAGCGUAUAAGACGACGUUCUAGGAAUGCGGCCUGGCUAUAAAGACGGGGGUCGUCUUAUACGCCGGGUCGCCUAAUACGCCGGCAUAUACGGUACUUUUUACUCCUGUGAGUGAUGAUUCUAGAGGUGUCCCUGCAGCUCAUUUUUUACAUUUACUUGAGCAAUGCAGUUAUUACACUUUGGAUUCAUCUCUACUCCUGUUACUAAGCACACCUUGGGUAGAAUUGGUUUCUCAGGUCAGGGUGCCAUCUAGUGGUUCAGGACACCCUUGCCUGUCAGAUCAGUUAGUGCAAACGUCUAUUAACGCUUGACUUCAUAUCCUAUUAUUGUUUACCAUAAUUGGCAUGCCUUAAAUCAUAUUUUGCUAGCCGUUGGGCCAUACCAAAUUUCACGUUGAUGUUUGCAUCAAAGGUGCUCCUUCUUUUUCAAAGAAAGUCCAGUUGUCUCUUGAAAAAGCACCUUUGGGACAACCAUGACCCGAGUGAGAAUUUCUAUGGACAUUGGCCUUUGCAGUAUUUAUUUGACUCUUCAGAAAAUUCUUAAGACUCUUCUUUGUUCCAUUCCUUCUGGAUAAGAUGUCAAUUUGACCCCCUGAUUGUCCAUGGAUAUCAUUGCUAUCUAAGCAUAGAGGCGAGAGAUUUCUGCGAAGGAUGGCUAACUGUAGCCUGCUAAGCCUUUUAUAAUGAUAAGCAAAUCAUUCACAAAGUGGGAUUUUUGUUUUUAAACGCACGCCACAAUUCCUAAGAGAAGAAAAAUGAUGUUUAUCCUGGAUGUGGCAUAACUGUUAAUCCACACUUCUUCCUCUCCCAUUGCAAUUCCUUUUGGUGUUUAGCUGCUAAGUUGAUUUAUCAUAUGUAUGCAAUAACAACCCUUGAAUACUGUCCUGAUCCUGAGAUUAGGUUGUGCCCUUGCUCAAGCUCCCUUUUCUCAAUCUUGGAAAAACUAAGCAUUGUAAAUAUACUGGAACUUAGCGACACUAUGUUAAAAAGUGCAGUUAGUUUGAAAUCCAUCCGUGUCUUGGGAGAAAGAAUGCAAAGUGGGGGUUACGCUCGGAUUUGCUAACAGUGGGACUUUGAGGAGAUGCUAUAGAUUAGAAGUCACUUCUAGCCCACAUUUUGCCACUAGAAAUAUUUUCUCUUUAAGUCCUGAAUUUGAAUAUCAGUGGGUCCUUUAUGUCAGUCUCUUCCUGUCACCUUCUAAGGGCUCAUUGGACUAGGGCCACAGUAAGAAGUGUCAUUGUGUUACUGCCGAGUAGGAAGAAACAUGAGAUCUUUUUCUAGGAGAGCGAUUUGAAAGAAGACUGUCUGGAGCCAAGCAUCUAUGUAUUCCACAAUGUCAGGAUAUUUAGCUUUUAUCAGACACUCUAAUUAUGAAGACUAAGGGUUGUCUUACCUUUAAACUGUCAACUCUUUUUUUUUUUUAAAUCAGGAACUCUUGCACUUUAUCCUAUCCCAAUAAUUUUAUAACGUUUUCCUACGAGCCCCGUGUUUCGACAUUUCCCAUCAUUUGAAGCACAAAUUCCAACGUUUCCCAACAUUUCCACUGAAUCCCAAGACAGUGCUUUAACACUUCUGGCUUUUUAAUGACUUUAUUCUCCAGUGGAAGAAAAAUCGAAUUUGGAAAUGUGACUGGGACUGUACAGUAAUUUACAAGCCAGUCAGAGCGGCACUUCUCGUGAAAUUAUUGCCAGCAAGAUAGUCCUCUCCUGGUGAGGACCACAGUCUUCCUCUGCUUACUAACCUGUGGUGCACCAACAUGGAUUUUUCCCUGCAACCGGUGGAGAGGAUAUGACAGGAGAUCAUUUUAAGCAGGCUUUCUACAUCUGCCAUAAUGCCUAAGUCGGCCUUUAAAUGUUCGUCUCGUAAAUGACCAGGAUUGUUGUGAGUGGAAGCUUUGAUGGGUCAAUACGGGGAUGAAGAUGGAAUUAAAGUAGUCUUGUGUUCUUCUAAGGCUUUGUAAGCAGAAUUCAGCAGUUGGAGAACUUCAAGAAAACGCAUUUGGGAAUGGGAUCAGAUGCAUAAAUCCACCCCUGGAACUUUGCCAAAACUUUCAAAAACUUGCCUUUAUCUCAAGAGUGAUAUAAAUGCCAUUUUGCCACUUUAGUGCCUUAUUUAAACCACUUAGUCAUUUGGAAACCCAGGACUGAAUUACAGCGAGUCAUAGUCCAAAGAACCACUUUGCUGAUGAUGCACACUUAGUAAAUCCAGACUAGUUCCCUUUCUCUCCAUGUUGUGUUACAGAUGGCUUUUGAAACUCAGUGUGUCAAAGGAAGUUUGAUGUAACACAAGGGACCCCUUUGUUCCAAGGAGUGGGGGAAACCAUUACAAAUCUGAGUGGCCGUUUUUGGACUGCUGGCUGUCUCUUUGGGCCCCAUCUGAUGUCACGGAAGCAGAAACAAUACCAACAAAAUGUGAAAUUCGCCCUUGGAAAGGUUAGAGAAAAACCUGGUGCCUGCCCUGCUUUUAAUUUUUCUCAGCUCGGUUCAGCAAGCCACCUUUUUUCCAAACCAUUUAUCUUAAGGAGGCAGUCUUAGAGAUGCACUGAAGUGCUAGAUCAGAGGUGUCAAACUGCCGGCCUACGGGCUGCAUGCGUCAUGCUGAAAGCACGCCCACCCCAGCUCCGGCAAUGGGGAAAAAGCCGCGACGCAUCACGUGACGUUGCGGUACUUUGACACCCCUGUGCUAAAUAGAUAGUAGCUGGCCAAGAUACUAACAAGUACGGUAGUCCUCGGCUUAACAACCAUUUGUUUAGUGACAGUUCAAAGUUAGAACAGCACUGAAAAGGGUGACUUGGGACACUUUUUCACGCUUAGGUUGUAGAAUCCCCAGGGUGAUGGGAUCAAAAUUCAGGCCCUUGGCAAGCGGGAUGUAUUCGCAACAGUUGCGCUGUCCCGUAGUCAUCGUCUCACCCUCUGCAACUUUCCCACAAGCAAAGUCAGUGGGGAAAGCCUUCGUGACCCACUGAAUCAUUGCAAUGAUUUGCUUUAACAACGGCGGCAACAGAGAUUGUAAAAUGGGGCAUGGUUCCUUUAACCACAGAAAAAUUUAGGUCACAGUUGUGGUUGUUAAGUCGAGGGUGUCCUGUAGUUCUGUGUACAGAGAGUGUGUUAGCAGCUGUACAUUGCUGGGGUUUCAUUGAGAACCGUUAAAGAGUUUUUGUCACCAAUUAAGGCUUGAUAGACUUUCCAAGGACCUCAGGGCUGUCUGGAACCCAACGGAAAAUUGUUUGGUUUUUUUGGAUAAGGUUAUUCCUUUCAGAUCAAUACAAUUGGGGUUAGGGGAGGGGGUACUUUCCAAAUAUUCUGUACUCCAGCAGCCCCCCCCCGGUUAUAUCCUGCUGCUUUCCUGCCAAUAUCUGUGUGCUGUGAAUGUGUCACUUUUGGCACUAGGGCAGGGAUGUGUUACCCUUGGCAACUUUGUGGGCUUCAACUCAGCAUGGCUGGCUGGAGCAUUCUGGGAGUUGAAGUCCACAGGUCUUAAAAAGUUAGCAAGAUUGAAUAGCCCUGCACUACAGUCUCCUCUGGAAAUCCUGCAAGGCAGGAUUAAAUGAACUUAGUCUGACUUUACAGAUACUUCGCCUCACUGCCAUAACAUCAACGUUGUCAAAAAUAAUUGUUUCUAGGACUUCCCUUACGCGGCUUCUCUGCCCUACUUUUCUCCCGAGUAGUCAUAUCUGUGAUUUUUGUCUUUGGUGCCUUUGGGGAUUUUUUUUUACACGAUGGAAUCUCUACCUUUUUAGAGGGUGAUUUGAUGCAUGACAGUUAACCUGUAAUGUUGAAAUUUAGUGUAUGGAAUUAUUUAUUUUGUGUAUUCAGUCUGUUUUUAAAAUUUGGAACUGUAACCUUUUAUUCAGUAAACCGUUGAUCCUCACAGA
Crotalus tigris (Tiger rattlesnake) is the source of this 7352-nucleotide messenger RNA. It is a transcript of the gene PSKH1, whose product is annotated as protein serine kinase H1. The transcript is spliced from 3 exons. Gene Ontology annotation, biological process: protein phosphorylation. The record is from RefSeq and is a predicted model, not a curated record. Bases 230 to 1468 code for a protein of 412 amino acids. Gene Ontology annotation, molecular function: protein kinase activity; ATP binding. Lineage: Eukaryota; Metazoa; Chordata; Lepidosauria; Squamata; Viperidae.